AAGUAGAUUGGUAUAAUACCAUAUUUUUUUGUUCACAUUUAUAAUUGCACUAGACCAGUUUGCUACAAGAACAGAAAUCUAACAAAUGUCAGAAAAUUCUUCCAAACAAGGAGCUGAAGAUACUUCAGACAACAAUAUACCUAAAGAAAAGUCUACAGACGACAAAGAAAAAGCUCCAAAGGUGUUGAUCAAAUUUUUGAAUAAUGAUGGAACCGUAGAUCUAGGUCCAUAUAAACCAAUGAUAAAAACUGACGUGCCUCCCAAAAAAGUCAAAAUUACUUCCCUCCCUGAUAAUAUUCUCCAGAUGGUUUUAAGUCUCCUCAAUCAAGUUGACGUAGUUAAUGUCAGUCGUGUAAACAAGAAGCUUAAUAAACUUGCCACCUCAAAAUUGUAUAAAUCAAUCUUUGUUUAUUUACCAGAAGAUCGAGCACUCGAUCCACCCAGACGAGUUUGCAAGAGUACACAACUAGAAUUCCAAAAGAACUUCACUGUUGUUAAUGGAUUUAAAGAAUUCUUUAUGAUUGUAGCUGAGCCUGAAAAAUUAAAAUUAACCGAGCGCGUUGUUCUAGUCAUUGAACAACCAAAUUUCUAUUCAAACUUGUGUUAUUCCUAUCUUGUCACCACUUGCCCUUGGAUACUUAUUGAUGUUGAACUGGGUAGCCCUAAGAUGCUUCAACAGCAGCUCGCGAGACUUGAUGUUAUUAAUCAACUUCAAUUAUACAAUGACUUGAGAUUCAGUUACUCCAUGGAAGAUAACUAUUCAAUUGAGCGAUUGUACAUUGAAGGUGUUGAAAGGUUAUACUCAGACCCGUUGGCCAUCAUUCCCCAUUUGAAAGCAUUAACCACCCUUUGUAUAUUUGAUGUUACAACCAUAAAUAUCCUUAAAGUAUUCAGGAGGAGGAACAUUACUAAUUUAAAACUCAAGAGGUUAUCAUUGCAAGUUUGUAAAAUUCCGAUCAGGGAGUUGGGUGAAAUUUUCGAUUUGAGAGAGAUCGUCUAUUUUGAACUUGUUUUCUUUAAAAAUGUUCGACCUUAUUCAGAUUUGAAAUGGCUUGCUUCAAAUAUGCCCAAACUCAGAGAUAUUAAAAUUGUUUGGUGGAAUGCAUCUUUUGAAAAAAUUAUGGAACAACUUGCAGGACAUAGGAUAGUAAACGUCCGAUUACAUUCCUUACAACCAAAAAAAGAAGGUGAUAUUCAGCGUUGCGAACUGACAAUGCCUAACCUUAUCAAGGGCCAUGAAAGAUCAUUGACCCAUUUCAGUUUGUACUCUGGUAUGGAAGAAAUCACUGGAAUUUGGGAUCGUCAUAAAUGGUAUACUAGAAAAGAUCCAUCUGAUAAUUCAAAGGUGAAUACACACAUAAAGAUCUUCUCGAGAAGAAAGUUCUUUUUAAAGAUGGAUGCAUAUGGGCAACAACAAAUCGUUAUAGCAGGUUAACCAACUAUAACAAAAUUUUGCUUUAAUAUUUAUAAUUGUGUUAUAUCUUGUACUUUUCUGUCUCAAAGUUUCUCAAAAUUUUAUUAUAUAUUCUAGUAUUCAAUUGUAUAGAUAGUAACUGAUGGAUCGUUCAUUCCUUCAUAUGCAAAGAAUUAUUUUCAUUU
Molecule: messenger RNA, 1599 nt
Organism: Spathaspora passalidarum NRRL Y-27907
Lineage: Eukaryota; Fungi; Ascomycota; Pichiomycetes; Serinales; Debaryomycetaceae
Exons: 1
Coding region: 668-1435 (255 amino acids)
Source: RefSeq, a predicted model, not a curated record